AUGGAAAUCAUCGAUGGUCUACUAUUUAUGAAAAGACCUGAAAAUCCAAAGCAGAUAACUGAAAGAAAGAAAGUUGAUUUGGAGAAUGGCGAGCAUAAUUAUUCAAAGAACUUUGACAAGACGUUGACGAAAGAAGAAGAUGCAACGAGUUUUUCGUCAAAGUUACUUGAGCAUAAAUCUCAAUUAGAGUGUCGUCUACUCACUCGUGAAGAUCUGAUUAAUUUAGACGAAACUGAACCUCGUUGGAGAUAUAUUCGAAUAGGAUUAUUAAUUGGAUUUGGGAUUAUAUUUUUUGGUCUUUUAGCAGCAUGUAUUGUUUACAUAAUUGUUGGAGAAAAAUGUCCAUCUGUGCCCAAAUUACCAUUUUGGAAAUCAACAGUUGGUUACUGGUUAGAUGUGUUUGCAUUUAAAGAUACUUCUGGCGAUUUAGUCGGAGAUCUAAACGGACUCACAUCUGAAGUAGAUUACAUCAAAACUGUAGUCGGUGCAGGAUAUGUGAUAUUAGGUCCCAUUACUAAAGGAUUUUACACUAAUUCAUACAAUAUGCUCGGAUUAGUGGAAGAUUACGAGCAGUUAGAUGAGGCCGUCGGCACAAUGGAUGAUUUUCGUGUACUUUUAAAACAAUUUCAUAAAAAGGAUAUAAAAGUUAUCUUGACAUUCGAUUUCAAUGCGAUAUCCAUCAAUCAUAAAUGGAUCACAGAGAACAAAGUCAAACUGAAUUCGUUUGAAAAUUCUCUUAAUAAUAAAAUGUCACGAUACGGAAAAGCGAUCAAUGUAGAUAUCGGUGAUCAGAAGUUUUAUUCUGUAUUUGGAUCACCGAAUGUAGAUCUAGAUUUAACUUCUUCCGAAACUCAAAAAGCAAUAUUUGGUGUGAUCCAUUUUUGGAUGAAAGAAGGAAUAGAUGGAAUUCUCCUGGAUAAUGCUGCAUUUUUUGUUGAAGAAAAAGAAGAAGGAGCGCAAAGCAACCUCGGUUCAACAUGGUCGGAAAACUGUCCUAAUUCUCAAUUAUAUAGAAAUGGAAGUGUGAAAUUUGUUGAAAUUGUAAGAGAAGAAAUGAACAAGUGGAUUAAGGAAAGUGGGAAAGAAAAAUUAUUGGCUGUGAACUCUGGUGAUACAGGUUGUGGUGUGGGCGAUAAUCCAGAUCCAAUGUUAAUGUUCCGAGAUGUGGCUGAUUUAAUAAUUAGUCGUGAAUUGGUUUUCAAUAGGGGUAGAAGUGAAAUGCGAGAAUCAUUCGACAAAACAACCAUACAGAAAUAUUCUACAUAUUCAGACUCUGAUAAGGAGAAAUUAGGAUUGAUAGCAAGUACUUCAAAUAAUCCAACAGAUUCAGAUGUGAUUCAGCUGGCAUUAACAUUAUUAUUACCAGGACAACCAAUAAUUUAUUAUGGAACUGAGACGGGUAUCAAUACCAUGGAAUUAUCUGUUAUUCCGGAAAAGUUAUAUCCAAAAGGGAAACGUCACAAUAAUGAAGUGGGAUUUUGGUCUACACGAUCUCAUUUACCAAUGCCAUGGGAUUUCAAAGGGAGGAGAUUUUCAGCAACAAUAAAUGACUCUAGUUUUAGUGACUAUUUGGAUGGUUAUUCACAUAAGGAAACUGUUGAAAUUCAGCUUGCUGAGGGAAAUAAUCUAUCAAAAUUUAAUCUCGUUAAGAAAUUGGUGACUUUACGUCAGCAUCAUAGUUUGAAAUGGGGAACAAUGGAGCGGAUAAGUUUUGGCGAAGAAUCGUCGGAUCAAGUAGAAGCAUUUGCACGGAAGGCAAAAGGAUUUUCAACAUUCAUUGUGGUAAUAUUGAAGCAGUUAAUGGAGGAUUAUCUUUUGGAUCUCACUUCUAUUUGUUCAUCAGUUACAUCGAAAAUGAUUUAUCCUUCACAUCCACAUUUACAAGUUGACAUUCCAUUAACAACUUCAAAGAUAUACAUUCCAAAAAUGGAUAAUUCAAACUACAUCUUAGUAUUCCAUUGUAAUUGAUUAGAUCUUCAUUGUAUUUGAAAUCCUCUAAUCAACAUUUCAGAUUGAUUCAACUCUACCGUGAAAUAACCAUUUGUAGUUUCAUUAGCUACUCUUUUUGCUGUGACUUUCUACGUUCAUUUUGUUGGUGUAUUGAAUUUGACGUAAAAUUAUCUUUGGUGUGUAACCGUUUUCAUUUUAUUGUAAAUCUCUGAUUUUCAUGGAGAUUAUGAAUUUGUCUGUCAACAUACUUCGAAACAGAGAGG
Schistosoma intercalatum is the source of this 2213-nucleotide messenger RNA. NCBI's taxonomy places the organism in Eukaryota, Metazoa, Platyhelminthes, Trematoda, Strigeidida, Schistosomatidae. The record is from the annotation of a GenBank genome assembly.